Camellia sinensis is the source of this 1279-nucleotide messenger RNA. It is a transcript of the gene TPR1, whose product is annotated as Tetratricopeptide repeat (TPR)-like superfamily protein. NCBI's taxonomy places the organism in Eukaryota, Viridiplantae, Streptophyta, Magnoliopsida, Ericales, Theaceae. The record is from RefSeq and is a predicted model, not a curated record. Gene Ontology annotation, molecular function: protein binding.
AAGCUAGAGGUUUCCGGAACCACAAGGUUUGUUUUCUUCCAUCUCUGUUAACUCAGGCAAAAAGCGGCGAACACCAGAAACCCCAACUCACUGAGUUCGGAACACGAAGAGAGAGAAAGAGAGAGAGAUGGUGGUGAUCGAACCAGCACCGAGUGAAGAAGAGAGAAACGCUGUCAAUGUUACUCCCAAAUCGAAACCAAAGCCAUCAAAAGCAGUAGCAGCCGAGUCGAGCUCGAGCCACGACGCAACAUCGGCUGCCGGAGACAUCUCCGACGGCUUCGAAACCGCUAGCGAAAGCGAUUUCAAUGGCGGUGAUGAACAACAACAACAACAAGAAGAGCAACAACAACAACCACAACAACAAUCUGUGUCUCCAAAAGAUGACUCUCUCGAAGCUACCUCCAACGACGAUGAAUCGAUACAGAAAGCGUUGAUUGAAGCAAAUGAUGCAAAAUUGGAUGGUAAUAGACUUUUUGGAGAUGGGCAGUAUGAAGAGGCAUUGGUGCGGUAUGAAGCUGCUUUACAAGUUGCACCAGAGAUGCCCUCAUCUGUUGAAAUACGCUCAAUAUGCCAUGCAAACCGGGCAAUAUGUUUCUUCAAACUAGGAAAAAAUGAGGACACAAUAAAGGAAUGCACAAAAGCAUUAGAACUGAACCCUAAUUAUGUGAAAGCUCUACGUAGAAGAGGAGAGGCUCAUGAAAAACUUGAACACUUUGAAGAGGCUAUUGCAGAUAUGAAGAAAAUCUUGGAACUAGAUGAAUCAGAUGUCCAAGCUAGGAGAACCAUUCAACGUUUGGAGCCAUUGGCUGCAGAAAAACGUGAAAAAAUGAAACAAGAGAUGAUUGAUAAGUUGAAAGACAUGGGAAACUCUGUUUUGGGCCGGUUUGGGAUGAGCAUCGACAACUUCAAAGCCGUUCAAGAUCCAAAUACUGGUUCCUAUUCGAUUUCGUUCCAACGCUAGUUAUGGUCUGUUCGUGUUCAUCUCAACACAUGCUUGUCAUUGGAAGAAACACAAGAAGGAAUGUGGAGGUUUUUGACAUGAUGAUACAAAUAUGCAGUGCUUGUAUUUGCAGGCAUUUAGUUAAAACUGCAGAUGCGUUUUAGGGUUCCAAACUUCAAUGUUUACGUGGCUUCGUGUUUUAAGGUGGAUUAACAAAAACUCCUCAUAUUAUUUUUCGAUUGGUUGCGAGUAUUUAUAUGUUGGAAUGGCAAAUAUACUCUUCACUUAUAAUUGUUUUUGAUUGGUCAAGUAUUUUGAAUUGGCUUGAUAACAACACCA